This is a messenger RNA of Punctularia strigosozonata HHB-11173 SS5, 1812 nucleotides long. RefSeq names its product kinase-like protein. Gene Ontology annotation, molecular function: protein kinase activity; ATP binding. The transcript is spliced from 9 exons. Bases 255 to 1673 code for a protein of 472 amino acids. The record is from RefSeq and is a predicted model, not a curated record. NCBI's taxonomy places the organism in Eukaryota, Fungi, Basidiomycota, Agaricomycetes, Corticiales, Punctulariaceae. Gene Ontology annotation, biological process: protein phosphorylation.
GAUCACAGCCAUUGCACUGCCGUUACGCAGGAACCUCUUCCUCAGCGACAUUCUCUACGGCAAACAAUCUCGUUGACAACUUACUGUCCUCUUGCUGAAGCAGCUGGGAGCUCAUCUGAUUCGUGUGACUUGACGAUGUUCCCGCUCAACAGCUUGGCGCCGUAAAUGUGUUUCGACGUGGUGUCACCACUUGAAGCCCGUUAUCCCCUCCCAAAAGCUGCGCCGUGAUCGCCCUCCGGACUCCAUAACGAAUCAUGCCUACCAGACGACGAGGAAGUGAUGUCUCCUGGCUCACUGGAAGCGCUCCUCAUCCCGAGGCAAUCGGUGUCAGCAGUGGCAGCGGGAGUAUGCCUAUCGAACGCUUCUCUUCGAAUAGCCUACCUCAUAACCCGAGAAGUGCACGAGGAGAUUCCAUAUUCAAAACAUUGGCUAUGACUGGUGUGGGCGAAGGGAAUCGAUACGAUGUCGCGCUGGAUUCUGAAGACGAAGACGACGAAACGCUUACCAUUGGGAUCACGAGCGAGGAAUCUUGGACAUUAGAGGAACACUUCCCGACCCGAACAGGUAUUCAAUAUGUUGUCGAGGCACACACCACAAGUUUAUCGAACAGAGGCGUAACGACCAACUUGUCCGAAUCGGACACAUUCAAGAUGUCUCUGACCAUCUCGCGUCGAAAUGCUGUGACCCUCAUCGACGACAUACAAGACGAACUCAUAACCCUGGUUGCUCUGAAGGACAAAGACUUACUUCUGCGCAAGACGCUCAUCAAGCUCCUCGUGAGACUGACACACAGGUUCAACUGGAUCCCGUCAAGCCUUCUCGUUCACGACGUGACGUCCGUGUCCCCGGACCCAAUAUACGCAGGGGGUUUUGCAGAUAUUUUCAAAGCUUCACAUCGAGGACAAGAGGUAGCGCUGAAACGCUUCAGAGAGUUUCUCCCAGGGCACGACUCUAACGCACUAGACAAGCGCUUUCAUCGCGAGAUCUUCAUGUGGAAAGCGCUAAGCCAUAAGCACGUCCUUCCUUUCCUCGGCGUGGACAAGGACACGUUCCCGAGUCGCCUCUGCAUGGUCUCCCCAUGGAUGAAAAACUGCAACCUUCUCAGCUAUAUCGGCACAAACCGGUGUUCAUCGCGAAAGAUCAACGAGCUGCUGUUCCAUGCGGCUCGGGGCUUGGAAUAUCUGCAUUCACAAAGGGUCGUUCACGGUGACAUGCGAUGCGUAAACAUCCUCGUCAACGACCGAGACGAAGCGGUGUUGGCGGACUUCGGGCUAGCCAGUCUGUCUGCUGGCAUGGCGAAUACGAUCACCAUCACCGAAGGCUCUGCUAGGUGGAACGCGCCAGAGCUGCUUAUGGGGGACCGCGUCAUUCGCUCGCAUGAGAGCGACAUAUAUUCCUUCGGUUGCGUAUGCCUCGAGGCCUACACUGGAAGGGCACCCUUUGCGGACAUUGCGAGCGGAUUCGCGGUUAUCGCGAGGGUAGUAGCCGGCGACAAGCCAACCCGCCCCUUCCGGCCGUCACCGCAAGGGAACCUCAUCUCUGACGGUCUAUGGAGUCUGAUGAUCAUGUGCUGGGACAGAUCUCCGCAAGAACGGCCGAACGCACAGGAGCUGUCUUACCAACUUGGUCAGAUCUGCUCGCACGGUCGCUCGCGUUCAGCCACGGCUUAUUAAGGGCUUAGCGUGCCUCAUGCAUCCAAACCGAUAUCCGUUUAUCGACACGCACGUCUUAUUUGCAUAGUCUCUACAUCCCCUUUCUUCAUAUGCUGAUACCCGCACUGGAAUUUACCUCGCAUGGAUACUGACCGCAAAC